Lemur catta (Ring-tailed lemur) is the source of this 951-nucleotide messenger RNA. Its product is annotated as olfactory receptor 6Q1. Gene Ontology annotation, biological process: G protein-coupled receptor signaling pathway. Gene Ontology annotation, molecular function: G protein-coupled receptor activity; olfactory receptor activity. The record is from RefSeq and is a predicted model, not a curated record. Lineage: Eukaryota; Metazoa; Chordata; Mammalia; Primates; Lemuridae. Gene Ontology annotation, cellular component: membrane.
AUGCAGCCAGAUACCAAAAACUGGACCCAGGUAACAGAGUUUGUCAUGGUGGGCUUUGCUGAGGUGCAUGAAGCACGCUUCCUCUUCCUCACACUCUUCCUCACCAUGUACCUGUUCACCCUGGUGGAGAACUUGGCCAUCAUCUUAGUGGUGGGCUUGGACCACCAGCUACGGAGACCCAUGUAUUUCUUCCUGACACACCUGUCCUGCCUUGAAAUCUGGUAUACCUCCAUCACAGUGCCCAAGAUGCUGGCUGGUUUUAUUGGGAUGGAUGAGGGAAAGAAUAUCUCCUAUGCUGGCUGCCUGUCCCAGCUCUUCCUUUUCACCUUCCUCGGGGCAACUGAGUGCUUCCUACUGGCCGCCACCUACGAUCGCUAUGUGGCCAUUUGCCUGCUGCUCCGCUAUGCAGCCUUGGUGUCCUGGGGCUCCUGCUUCCGUCUGGCGGCUGCCUGUUGGCUGGUAGGCUUCCUGACACCCAUUCUGCCCAUCUACCUCAUGUCUCGACUGGUAUUUUGUGGCCCAAAUGUCAUCGACCACUUCUUCUGUGAUGCCUCACCCCUGCUAGCCUUGUCUUGCUCGGAUGUCACCCUGAAGGAGAUGGUGGAUUUCCUGGUAUCCCUGGCUGUGCUCCUGGCCUCCUCCACGGUCAUUGCUGUGUCCUACGCCAACAUCGUCUGGACGCUGCUGCACAUCCGCUCGGCUGCUGAGCGCCGGAAGGCUUUCUCCACCUGUGCAGCUCACCUGACUGUGGUGAGCCUCUUUUACGGCACUCUUUUCUUCAUAUAUGUCAGGACCAAGGUGACCUCCUCCACCAGCUUCAACAAAGUGGUGUCCGUCUUCUACUCCAUUGUCACGCCCAUGCUCAACCCUCUCAUCUACAGUCUUUGGAACAAGGAGGUGAAGGGAGCUCUGGGUCGAGUCUUUUCUUUCAAGUCUUGGAAGGGACAGUGA